This is a messenger RNA of Salarias fasciatus (jewelled blenny), 3959 nucleotides long. RefSeq names its product oxysterol-binding protein-related protein 2-like. NCBI's taxonomy places the organism in Eukaryota, Metazoa, Chordata, Actinopteri, Blenniiformes, Blenniidae. The transcript has 14 exons. Gene Ontology annotation, cellular component: cytosol; perinuclear endoplasmic reticulum; plasma membrane. Gene Ontology annotation, molecular function: cholesterol binding. The coding region runs from base 191 to 1594 and encodes 467 amino acids. The record is from RefSeq and is a predicted model, not a curated record.
CGUGUCCUUGCCGCCCUCUUCCGCCCAGCUCUGGAGGCAGUCUUCGGUUGUUUAUGUUUCUUACAGCGAAAUUUUGACCUUUUCUUACAGGUGCCGUGUGUGAUGCUCGGAGAGCGGCCGGGCUGCAGGGACAGGCCCCCCGGUGGAAACAUGACUUCAGAGUAACCUCCAGUGUCUACCGGAGCUCAGCAUGAACAGCGAGGAGGAGUUUUACGACGCGGAGACAGGGCUGGAGUCGGAUGAUUCCUGCGAGGUCAGUUUCAAAGACGCCCUGGUGUUUGACAGCAAGCCGGGGACUGAUGGCAGAGCCACGCAGGAGAACGGAGUGUGGGAGAGGAGGAAAACGCUGCCAGCCGAAAUGAUCUCCAGAAACAACUUCAGCGUGUGGAAUAUACUGAAGAAAUGCAUCGGCAUGGAGCUGUCCAAGAUCGCCAUGCCGGUGGUGUUUAACGAGCCGCUGAGCUUUCUCCAGAGAAUCUCGGAGUACAUGGAACACACUCACCUCAUCCACAGAGCCUGCAGCUUGUCUGACUCCAUAGAUCGCAUGCAGGUCGUUGCUGCGUUUGCUGUUUCAGCUGUUGCAUCUCAGUGGGAAAGGACUGGAAAGCCAUUCAACCCUUUGCUUGGGGAGACAUAUGAACUCACCAGAGAGGACGAAGGAUACAGGUUGAUCUCGGAGCAGGUGAGCCAUCACCCCCCCAUCAGUGCCUUUCACGCUCAGUCUCUGAAGCAAGAGUUCGAGUUUCACGGCUCCAUCUACCCAAAACUCAAGUUCUGGGGCAAAAGUGUGGAGGCGGAGCCUAAAGGCACCAUGACGCUGGAGCUGCUGAAACAUAAAGAAGCGUACACGUGGACGAAUCCACUUUGCUGCGUGCACAACAUCAUAUUGGGAAAACUGUGGAUUGAGCAAUAUGGAACGGUUGAAAUAAUGAACCACAGCACUGGAGAGAAGUGUGUGUUGACUUUCAAACCAUGUGGGAUGUUUGGAAAGGAGCUGCAUAAAGUCGAAGGUUAUAUUCAAGAUAAAAGUAAGAAGAAACGCAGAGUGAUCUACGGAAAGUGGACGGAGUGCAUGUACAGCGUGGAUCCCAAGGUUUACGACUCCUAUAAGAAGUCGGAAAAGAAAUCCAGCGGAGACGCAAAAAAGCUGAGACAGGAACAUAGUGCUGACGGUGAAGACGCGGACGAGAUGCCAGAGGUUCAGGAGACUGUGACUGUGAUACCAGGAAGUGCCUUAUUGUGGAGGAUAACACCACGGCCCGCUCACUCAGCACAGAUGUAUAACUUCACCAGCUUUGCCCUGACACUAAACGAGCUGGAGCCCGGCAUGGAGAGGCUGCUGGCUCCCACAGACUGCCGGCUGAGGCCCGACAUCAGGGCCAUGGAGAACGGAGACAUAGAUUCGGCCAGUACGGAGAAGGAGAGGUUGGAGGAGAAACAGAGAGCUGCACGCAGAGAGCGGUCCAAGGACGAAGAGGAAUGGUCCACCAGGUGGUUCCAGCUGGGAACGAACCCCCACACGGGAGCAGAGGACUGGCUGUACACCGGAGGAUACUUCGACAGGAACUACAGCGACUGCCCCAACAUUUAUUGACGCAGGAGGAGCUGGGCGUAAACACCUUCUCUCUGAUAGGAUUCACGUUGUUUCUCGGCAUCUCAGAUCUGUGACGGCCAGACGCCCGCUGGCGCCGUGUCCAUGUCAGAGUCGCUGGUGUCAAGAACGCUUAUCAGAUUAUCCGCAACUGUGAAAGGAUGUGUGACGAUACGGAGGAUUUUAGAGUUUACUUACUGUAAAUGUUGUCAUCAAGCAUCUUCAUCUUGACAUGCCCCGAACGCGUGCGUUACCCACCGCGGGAGGGUUUCGAACCUGCGUCCAGUGGGAGCUCCUGGAGCGGUGAAGCAGCUGCUGCGGGACACAAAGGGGAUUUCUUCAGUUCUAGUUCAGGUACUCGACAAUAAUCUCACCUUGUAGACCCACCACACACUUCUGUCGCGUUGCAUUCAAAUAUCAGGGGUUAUUUAAACACACACGCUACUUUUAUAUUAGCCUAUUUGACACUUAGAUGUCGAUUUUUAGUUGGCACUAAACUGCGUAAGCUGUCACAAAUGUUUCUGUGAAUAGAGACCUACCGUAGAGAUACAAGCUGCUUAUAACUCCGUUUACUGCCAUGUGAAACACUCAUCGAUGGUACCUUUAUCUUGUCGUCCGCUGUUGCAUAGAUAACGUGUAUAAUAACCGGUGCAUGCAUGGUCACCAGGACGAUUAUUUACACAAGUUAAAGCCAUAAAAACCCUUUUCUGCACUGAGUAGAAACGCAUUCAUGCGAAGCUUCGAGGCGAAGGGAUGAAGAGACCACCGACCGCAGCAGCAGGUUUUUUUUUUGAAAAAUGUGUUGCAGAGGCCGCCUCCCCCAUUAGUAAAUGUGUUUGUGAGCAAAGACAAGAGUGUAUCGGGCUCAGACAUCCUCAGAAACAUGGCUUAUAUUCCUCAAAGUUGGAAAAAAAAAACUAAUAUACAGCAAAGUGAUCAUAUGCAUCUGACUAAUAUUUCAUAUUUUCUUGUACUUCACUUUGAUGUUUUGUAUAUUGGACAAAAAAAAAAGGAAACUUGCAGUUUGAAAAGUUUGAUAACAAUCUGAGAGCUUUAAAAUGCUGGGAAAUUUGUACUAAAGCGAACGGACACAUUGAGGAAGAAAUACACUACAUGAAUUAUCGUGAAAUCAAAAAUACAGGUUUUAUAUUGAAGUCAAAAUACCUAAUACUUAAUUUAUUAAUUUUUUCAAUUAAUUUAAGUUUAAAGUCAAGAAUAAAAUUUGAACUUUUGUUCUCAAAUAAUUGCAUUUUUGGCUUUCUUCAAUUUUUUUCUUCCCAUUUUACUCUGUUCUUGACGUUGCACCUUUUCCCCUUAAUCAUUCUUGAGUUUCUCUUCAGCUGAAAAGUUAUCUUCCCUAAAAAGUUACGACUUAAAUUUGAUUUGUUAUUUUUGUCAUAUACCUAACAUUGUAACGUUUUCAAAAAUAUCUCCUGACUCUUCCUUCUCGUCACUUCAUGUCUGGACCUCUACUUUUAUCCUUCAUCUCAAUACUACAGUUUUUUUCCCCUUAAAAUGUGGCUGUUAGUUUAUAUCCUCAUGUACACUGAUGAAGGUGAGUUAGGAUUUCUAAAUAGUUUCUUGAAUGAUUUCACACUACAUCAACCGUUAUUUAGUGUUUAAUUUUAGAUUAUCUGCAUCAUGUCUGUUUGGUUUAUCAGACUUUGAGUCUUGACUUAAUCCAGUGUCCUUUUGGGGAGAUGCGCCCCACGGUUUGAAAACCUCUGCUUCAGAGAGAAAGUUUUCAGUCCUGAUGACGGGUUUUUCUGCACGAACAGACGAGGCACUCGGACCAGCCGCAGUUGCCCAGUUCUCUCCUCCAGUCAGACGCAGUCUGUCUGCAGCAUGAAUCUAUGCAAACUGAUCCAUCCCCUCUCCGACAAUGUGAAAAAUCCAGAUUUCUCUAGCGAGUAGCCGAUGAGACAGAUGCAGCAGAUAAUGAAUGUGCUGUGCCGUUUAUAGAACACUCGUAUACACACACAUGCAGCGGCGGCGGCUGCUGUUGGAACAGCGUAGAUUCUAAUGUUUUUGUUUCUUCUCUGAGCACUAACGUUAAAUUGAACUGCACAUGUGAACGCUCACAGUCCUAUGCACAUGUAUGUACAGUGAAGCCUCCUCCGUCAAGUCUUCCCCCGCCGUCUUUUACUCUCGAUUCAAAGCACUUUGUGACGCCUGCAGCUCCUCAGAGCUGCCGGUCAUCUCUCCUCCUUCCUCUCGUCUCCUCGUCCAGCAUCCGGUUGGAAAUGUUUACAUUGUGAUUUUGUUGAUUUCAUGUGUUUCCCCUCCCUCCUCCCUCAUGCUGUCAUCCAGAAACAACCAUAUGCAUACAAAGCAUAUUUAAGAAAAUAAAUUAUGGACAACAAACUCA